AUGCUCAUCCGCAGUCGAGGUCUCGUUUUAGUUUGCGGCCUGUUGACAGUGUUCCUCUUCUGCUAUUGGGCUGGUAGGACCCCUGAAUACGUUGGACCCCGAUAUGGACACGGCCCUUACAACCACAACCAGAAGCACGGCUGGCCCGUAAAGACUUCGCUGUGGAGGCAGGACCAGGAUGACAACUAUUACUGGAACACUGUCAAAGUCAAUUAUCCUCACUCCGCCUUCCAGCCGCUGCCCACUUCUCCUCCUGUCACCUAUCCCAAGGUCCAAGCCACGUUCCCUGAAUUCUCCAUUAGUACUGCUGAACUGCGACGCGAGCGUCAACAAGCUGUCAAGGCGACCUUCACAAGAUGUUGGAAUUCUUACAGAAAACAUGCCUGGAUGGCAGACGAGCUCAGUCCCGUCUCGGCUGGCCAGGCAAAUCCAUUCGGCGGCUGGGCUGCUACCCUUGUUGACUCCCUCGAUACCCUUUGGAUCAUGGAUAUGCACCAAGAGUUCUACGAAGCCGUGGAUGUAGUCGACCAGAUUGACUUCACAGCCACAGACCUCAAAGAAGUCAAUAUAUUCGAGACUACUAUCCGUUAUCUCGGUGGCUUUCUCGCUGCCUUUGAGCUUAGCGAGGAUAUGCGUUUGCUUCGUAAGGCAGCCCAGGUUGGUGAAAUGAUUUACAAAGCUUUCGACACACCCAACCACAUGCCUGUCUUGCGUUGGAAUUUUCACGCUGCCGGGGAGGGCAAGAAUCAGAUUGCCGGCGCCGGUGUCCUUGUUGCAGAGAUUGGAAGCUUGUGUAUGGAGCUUACACGCCUCUCGCAACUCACGGGAGAUCCUAAGUGGUUUGACGCCUCGCAAACUAUCAUGGAUCUCCUGGCAGCACAGCAAGAUUCGACUAUGCUCCCUGGACAGUGGCCUCUCAUUGUGGAUGCAAAGAGCCAGAUCUUUAACCAAGGAUCCGUUUUCACCCUUGGUGCAAUGGCUGACAGCGUGUACGAAUACUUGCCCAAGAUGGCUGCACUAACAGGUGGGCAACUGCCUGUUUAUCAGACCAUGUAUGAAAAGGCCGUGGAUGCAGCAUUGGAACACAAUUUGUUUCGACCGAUGACGCCCGAGAACAAGGAUAUUCUCAUAUCGGGACAAAUUCAUGCCAAAGACAAAGGUGGAAAGACACAGUUGGAACUUGAGAGCCAGGGACAGCAUCUAGUCUGUUUCCUCGGAGGCAUGCUGGCAUUAGGUGGGCGACUCUUCAACCGCCAGCAGGACGUCGAAGCUGCAGCCAAGCUUACCAAUGGCUGCAUCUACACCUAUGAAGCAUUUCCUCAUGGCAUCAUGCCUGAGACCUUCUACAUGGUUCCCUGUGACUCCAAGGAGCAUUGCCCAUGGGACGAAAAGCUGUGGAAAGAAGGUGUCCUAAAGCAGGCAAAGAUCAAAGAGGGCGAGACAGCACAGGCGGAUGCCAUUAUCAAAGACGAGCAUCUUCCCGGUGGGUUUACUCAUAUUCCUGAUCGCCGAUAUAUCCUGCGGCCAGAGGCCAUUGAGAGUGUUUUCAUGAUGUACCGUGUCACCGGCGAGAACGAGUAUACCGAGCACGCCUGGACCAUGUUCAAAUCGAUUGAAGAAGUGACCAAGACAGAGCUGGCCAAUACAGCUGUAUGGGAUGUUACCGUCACAGAGGAGAAACCCCGCGCCGUGGACUCAAUGGAGUCCUUCUGGAUGGGUGAAACUCUCAAGUACUUCUAUCUCAUUUUUAGUGACCCGGAGCUGAUCAGCCUGGAUGAAUAUGUAUUUAAUACUGAGGCGCACCCCCUGAGACGGCUGGUGGCAUGA
Fusarium mangiferae is the source of this 1827-nucleotide messenger RNA. RefSeq names its product putative class I alpha-mannosidase. The record is from RefSeq and is a predicted model, not a curated record. Gene Ontology annotation, biological process: N-glycan processing; carbohydrate metabolic process. Gene Ontology annotation, molecular function: mannosyl-oligosaccharide 1,2-alpha-mannosidase activity; calcium ion binding. The transcript has a single exon. Gene Ontology annotation, cellular component: Golgi membrane; endoplasmic reticulum. Lineage: Eukaryota; Fungi; Ascomycota; Sordariomycetes; Hypocreales; Nectriaceae. Bases 1 to 1827 code for a protein of 608 amino acids.